GUGAAGCAUAAAUGAAUUCUUUACAAUUUCCGGGAAGGAGAAAACAAAAGGCCCUUAUAGUUUUGUCCUCUUUGACCGAAAAAGGCAAUCAGUUAAUCAGACAAAGAUACCAUAACCAGAUAAAGGACUUUGAUAAGGAAAAACGUUAUCCUGUGUUUCUCCAAGAGUUUAACGUUCCUAUAUCAGGGAGAUGACGGUUCUUUUUUCUCGGGUAAUUACUAGGAUUUCAGGGACUCCCAGAAAAACCUUGUUUGGCUGCCCUCAACACUGCCAAUCUCUUGUCUUUAGCACUAGCUGUCUAUCUUCCACUGAUUCUAACCCAAAGGGAGAUGCUCUUUUACAGGAAAAGGUGGACCCAUUUUCACUUGUUGCUGAUGAAAUCUCACUUGUUUCAAAGAGAUUGCGUUCAUCUGCAGUUGCUAAGGUCCCUGAGCUUGCCUCAGCUGCUGGAUAUUUAUUCAAAGAGGGGGUUGAAGGAAAGAGGACAUGUUCCACGGUCUUGUUGUUGAUGGCUACGGCUAUGGAUAUACAUAGAUCUGAGUCACCUUUAAAUUGCAUUGGAAAUACAUUGAGAAUAAUUGAACUGCGUAGGAGACAGCAACUUAUUGCUGAAAUAACCGAGAUGAUCCAUGUGGCUAGCCUUAUUCAUGAUGAUGUCUUGGAUGAUGCAGAUACAAGACGUGGUAUUGGUUCAUUAAAUUCUGUGGUUGGAAAUAAGUUAGCAGUGUUAGCAGGAGAUUUUCUGCUUUUUCGAGCUUUAGGGGCACUUGCUUCCUUAAAAAAUACAGUGGUUGUAUCGCUACUAGUAACAGCAGUAGAGAAUCUUGUUACUGGUGAAACCAUGCAAAUGGCAGCAACAAUUGAGCAGCACUGUAGCAGCAUGGAGUAUUAUAUGCAAAAGACAUAUUACAAAACUGCAUCAUUGAUCUCGAACAGCUGCAAGGCUAUUGCCCUUCUAUCCGACCAAACACCUGGAGUUGCAAUGUUGGCUUUUGAAUAUGGCAAAAAUUUGGGAUUGGCAUAUCAAUUCAUAGACGAUAUUCUCGAUUUCACAGGCACAUCAGCUUCCCUUGGAAAGGGUUCUUUAUCUGACAUACGGCAGGGAAUCAUAACUGCUCCUAUAUUAUUUGCCAUGGAAGAGUUUCCUCAGUUGCAAGCUGUCAUUGAGCAGGGCUUCAACAACCCUGCCAAUGUCGAUACUGCUCUUGAGUACCUAUGGAAAAGCCAUGGAAUACAAAGGACGAGAGAGCUAGCAACAAAGCAUGCUAAUCUUGCUGCUGCAGCCAUUGAUUCUCUGCCUGAAAGCAGCAGCAUGGAUGUUUGUGGUGGUAAAAAAUCUUUAUCUUGGAGUUUGCCUUCAUUGCUUGGCCUUGGACGGCAAAUUCAUCAGAGCAGCUACCUAGUAGAGGAACAACUUGACCCUUUUUCACUUGUCGGUAAUAGGUUGCGGAGUAUGGUUGUUGCUGAGGUUCUAAAACUUGCUUCAGCUGCUGAGUACUUCUUCAAAAUGGAGGUGGAAGGAAAGAGAUUUCGUCCUACGGUUUUGCUUUUGAUCGCUACAGCUUUGAAUGUUCAUAUACCUGACCCAACUGUUGGUGGUGUAGGAGAUACCUUGAAAACUGAUUUACGUACAAGAUAGCAGUCUAUAGCUGAGAUCACAGAGAUGAUCCAUGUUGCAAGCCUCCUCCAUGAUGAUAUCUUGGAUGAUGCAGAUAAAAGACGUGGUAUUGGUUCAUUGAAUGCUGUAAUGGGCAAUAAGUUGGCUGUAUUAGCUGGAGAUUUUCUGCUUUCUCGAGCUUGUGUGGCCCUUGCUGCUUUAAAAAACACGAGGUUGUAUCAUUACUAGCAACAGUUGUGGAGCAUCUGGUUACUGGUGAAACCAUGCAAAUGACCACUUCAUCUGAACAACGUUGUAGCAUGGAAUAUUACCUGCAAAAGACAUACUACACGACUGCUUCCUUGAUUUCAAACAGUUGCAAGGCAAUUGCACUUCUUGCUGGGCAAAGUGCUGAAGUUGCAAUGUUGGCCUUUGACUAUGGCAUAAUCUGGGAUUGACAUUUCAAUUGAUAGAUGAUGUUCUUGAUUUCACAGGCACAUCAGCAUCCCUUGGAAAGGGUUCUCUAUCUGACAUCCAGCAUUUUAUACUAGGUUAACAAGAUGCUUUUAAAUGGCAUACAUAAUGAUGAAUACAUCAGUUCAUCACAAUCA
Molecule: messenger RNA, 2208 nt
Organism: Durio zibethinus
Lineage: Eukaryota; Viridiplantae; Streptophyta; Magnoliopsida; Malvales; Malvaceae
Source: RefSeq, a predicted model, not a curated record